GUGAACCCAGCGGGGGGGGCAACAGGAGGUCUCCCCCCCAACCCUCCCCCUCCCCUCCCCAGACAUGUAUUCCCCGCUCUGUCUGACUCAGGACGAGUUCCACCCCUUCAUCGAGGCGCUCCUCCCCCACGUGCGCGCCUUCGCCUACGCCUGGUUCCACCUGCAGGCGCGCAAGCGCCGCCACUUCAAGAAGCACGAGAAGCGCAUGUCGCGCGACGAGGAGCGGCAGGCCAAGGACGAGCUGCUGGCCGAGAGGUCGGAGGUCAAGCAGAAGUGGGCGUCGCGCCUGCUGGCCAAGCUCAGGAAGGACGUGCGGCCCGAGUGCCGCGAGGACUUCGUGCUGACCGUGACGGGCCGCAAGCCGCCCUGCUGCGUCCUCAGCAACCCCGACCAGAAGGGCAAGAUGAGGAGGAUCGACUGCCUGCGGCAGGCCGACAAGGUGUGGCGCCUGGACCUGGUGAUGGUCAUCCUCUUUAAGGGCAUCCCUCUGGAGAGCACGGACGGCGAGCGGCUGGUCAAGUCGCCGUCGUGUUCGAACCCCGGCCUGUGUGUCCAGCCGCACCACAUCGGCGUCUCGGUCAAGGAGCUGGACCUCUACCUGGCCUACUUCGUGCACGCAGAAACCGGCCAAUCAGAGAGCCCGAGCCACGGCAGCGACCCGGACAUCAAGGAGCACGCAGAGAACGGUCACCCGGGCUUCCAGGACAGCUUCGUCACUCCGGGGGUUUUCACCGUGGCCGAGCUGGUGCGAGUGUCACAGACCCCCAUCGCGGCGGGAACCGGCCCCAACUUCUCCCUGGCCGACCUGGAAGGCUCCGCCUACUACGGCCCGGGGGGCGGAGCCACGCGCCGGCCGCUGCCCGGCCCCUCCUCCUCCUCCUCCUCCUCCAGUGCAAAGCGGAUGAAGUGUUCCGCCGACGAGGAGGCCGGAAGCCCCGCCCCCUCCGGUGAUGACUCCUCCCCCUCCUCCUUCGCAGCUGGAUAUAAGCUCCGCGGUUCUCUUUCUAGCUCCUUCAUCUCCAGACAAGCCAGCCCCCAGGGCGUGGCCCCGCCCCCCUCCUCUUCCUCCUCCUCCUCCUCCUCGCUCCACUUCCCCCCCGGCUCCUCCCCCCUGCUGCAGCCACCGGGCGCCGCCGCUGGGCCCGCCCCCUCCUACUUCGCCCACCCGGCCAUCCGCUACCACCACCACCACCAGCAGGAGACGCUCAAGGAGUUCGUCCAGCUCGUCUGCCCCGAGGGCGGGGGCGGGGCCGGGGGCGGGGCCGGCUUCCUGCACCCCAACGGCUCGUCCCAGGCUAAGGUCCACAACCCCUUCCUGCCGACGCCCAUGCUGCCGCCGCCGCCACCGCCGCCCAUGGCGCGGCCCGUCCCGCUGCCGGUGGACGCCAAGCCGCCGCCGCCGCCCUCCACCUCCGCCGCCACCUCCUCCUCCUCCGAGGCGGGAGGAGGAGGGGGAGGAGGAGGAGGACACUCCCCCACCUCGCCAACCUACUCCACGCCCGCCACGUCUCCGGCCCAGCGGUUCGUCAGCGUCGGGCCCCGGGACCCCGGCUUUAACAUCCCGCAGCAGCCGCAGUGGUACCUGGGAUAGGCCCCGCCCCCUCCUCUCUGCGCCUGACUCCGCCCCCCACCAGCAUGGCUCCGCCCACACUGCACCAGGCUCCGCCCACUUCCCCUUCAAAGGAACUUUUAGAGUCCAAAACCUGGUCUGGAUCCUGAUCCUGGACUAGAUCCUGUACGAGAACCUGAUCCCAGACUAGAUCAUGGACUACAUUCUCAUUCUGAACUAGAUCCUGGACUAAAUCCUGCACUAGAUCCCGAUCCCAGUCCAAGUCCUAAACUAGAUCCUGAUCCUGGAUUAGAUCCUCUACUAGAUCCAGAUCAUUGACUAGAUCCUGAUCCCAAACUACAUCUGGAUCUCAGACUCAACCCUGAUCCCGGACAAUAUUCUGGUCUAGAUCCAGGACCAGAUCCUGAUCCCGGACAAGAUCAUGGACUAGAUCCUGAUCCAGGACUACAUCCGGGACUAAAUCCUGCACUAGAUCUGGAACCCGGUCUAAAUCCUAAACAAGAUCCUGAUCCUGGACUAGAUCCAGGACUAGCUAGCUCCAAAUCAUUGACUAGAUCCUGAUCCUGGACUACAUCAUGAUCUAGAUCCUGCACCAUGUUCGGAUCCUGGACUAGAUCCUGAUCCUCGACCAGAUCCUGAUCUUGAAUUAGAUCCUGGGCUUAAAUCCCAAUCAAGGACUAGAUCUUGGACUAAAUCCUGCACUAGUACCCGGUCAUGGACUCGAUCCUAGACUUGAUCCUGAUCCCGGACUAGAUUAUGGCCUAGAUCUGGAUCCCAGACUAGAUUGUGAACUAAAUCCUGCACCAGAUCCCGAUCCUGGUCUAUAUCCUGAACUAAAUCCUGAUCCUGGACUAGAUCCUGAACUAAAUAAUGCACUAGAUCCUGAUCCUCAUCUAAAUCUUGGUCUAGAUCUUGGUCAAGGUCCUACUGGAUUCCGCCAGAUCCUGGUUCCUGAUUGCACCCUCAUACUUCCUGGUUUUCCUGAUUGGAUCCUGGAUCCUGGUUCCUGAUUGGAUCUGCAUGGUUGCUGGUCUUCCUGGUGGACCCUGGAUGCUAGUCUUUGAUUGGAUCCUCGUACUUCCUGGUCUUCCUGAUUGGAUCCUGCUUCCACAUUGGAUCCUGGUACUUCCUGGUUUCCCCUGAUUGGAUCCUCGUACUUCCUGGUUUUCCUGGAUCCUGGUUUCUGAUUGGAUCCUGGUUCCUGAUUGGAUCCUGGUACUUCCUGGUUUCCCCUGAGUGGAUCCUCGUACUUCCUGGUUUUCCUGGGUCCUGGUUCCUGAUUGGAUCCUGGUACUUCCUGGUUUCCCCUGAUUGGAUCCUCGUGCUUCCUGAUUUCCCAGACUGGAUCCUGGUACUUCCUGGUUUUCCUGGAUCCUGGUUCCUGAUUGGAUCCUGGUAUUUACUGGUGUCCCGAAUUGGAUCUUGGGUCCUGCAUCCGGAUUGGAUCCUGGUACUUCCUGGUUUCCCCUGAUUGGAUCCUGUAUCCGGAUUGGAUCCUGGAACUUCCUGUUUUUCCUGGAUUAUGGUUCCUGAUUGGAUCCUGGUACUUCCUGGUUUCCCCUGAUUGGAUCCUGCUUCCUGAUUGAAUCCUGUUACUUCCUGGUUGUCCCUGAUGGGAUCCUAUUGGUUCCCAGAACUCUGAUGCUUGUUUAGUUUGGUUUGUUUGUUUUGGGGGCGGGGCUUAGGACAAAAAAAAAAAAACUAACAAACACCAGCUUGACUCUAAAUGGAACACAGCCCCUCCCCCUUCAGGAAUCAACCAAUCAAUCAAGCCCCGCCCCCUCAAGAGGAUUUUUUUUAAA
Salarias fasciatus (jewelled blenny) is the source of this 3372-nucleotide messenger RNA. It is a transcript of the gene nfia, whose product is annotated as nuclear factor I/A. Bases 65 to 1591 code for a protein of 508 amino acids. The transcript is spliced from 13 exons. Gene Ontology annotation, biological process: regulation of transcription by RNA polymerase II. NCBI's taxonomy places the organism in Eukaryota, Metazoa, Chordata, Actinopteri, Blenniiformes, Blenniidae. Gene Ontology annotation, cellular component: nucleus. The record is from RefSeq and is a predicted model, not a curated record. Gene Ontology annotation, molecular function: DNA-binding transcription factor activity, RNA polymerase II-specific; RNA polymerase II cis-regulatory region sequence-specific DNA binding.